Molecule: messenger RNA, 3678 nt
Organism: Jatropha curcas
Lineage: Eukaryota; Viridiplantae; Streptophyta; Magnoliopsida; Malpighiales; Euphorbiaceae
Product: pre-mRNA splicing factor-like protein
Biological process (GO): spliceosomal tri-snRNP complex assembly; positive regulation of primary miRNA processing; gene silencing by siRNA-directed DNA methylation
Cellular component (GO): U4/U6 x U5 tri-snRNP complex; catalytic step 2 spliceosome
Molecular function (GO): protein binding
Source: RefSeq, a predicted model, not a curated record
UAAAGAAUGGUUUGCAUAAUAUUAUGCAAUUAGGAGGUAAAUAAAUUCUACAUUUUUUCAAUUUCGUCCACCGACACCACAAUCUUCACUUUUAGCCGUACCGUAAAAAGCUGCCGCCAGUUUUGUUACGGUCAGCUCCGAUCGGCACCGUCACUAUUCUUUUGAGUCUGUACCGUUCAUAAAUCUCGUCGGCUGUGAGGCUUUCACUACAUCAAAGGUCUCUCCUUGGGUAAAUUCUGUUCCUUUCUCUUUCUACUGUCUUUCAGCUCCUCUCUUGUAGGGUAACCGCCUCUCAUCACAUAUAUAUAUAGGUAGGUGUUCCAUUUGAUUUUUUGGUUCUUUUUUCUUUGGAUUUGAUCGGAGAUGGUUUUCGUAAAAUCGCCGAACAACAAAACCCUAUCUUUACACCUCAACCCUAACACCACCACUCUCUCCGCCCUUAAACACCAUAUCCAAUCUGAAUCACAAAUUCCUGUCUCUCAUCAACAUUUUUUAUUACCCCAAUGUAACCCUAACAAUACCUUUCUUUCCCAACUGGGAAUCACCUGCUAUUCUACCCUUACUUUGUACAUCCCCUUCCAUGGCGGCAUGCAAACGCCUGCCCCACCAAAACCCCGACUCGAUUUCCUGAACUCAAAACCGCCACCUAACUAUGUCGCUGGUCUUGGUCGUGGUGCUACUGGGUUCACUACCCGGUCUGAUAUUGGUCCGGCUCGAGCUGCUCCCGAUCUUCCUGACCGAUCUGCUACCACUAUUGGAGGAGCAACCGGCUCCGGAGCUGGGAUGGGCCGUGGAAGGGGAAAAGGAGGUGAAGAUGAAGAUGACGACGACGGAGACGAUAAGGGUUAUGAUGAAAACCAGAAAUUUGAUGAAUUUGAAGGGAAUGAUGUCGGAUUGUUUGCUUCCGCGGAGUAUGAUGAAGACGAUAAGGAAGCUGAUGCCGUAUGGGAAGCAAUUGAUAAGAGGAUGGACUCACGAAGAAAGGAUAGGAGAGAGGCGAGGCUGAAGGAAGAGAUUGAAAAGUAUCGUGCUUCAAAUCCAAAGAUAACUGAGCAGUUUGCUGAUUUGAAGAGGAAGUUGUAUACUUUAUCGGCUUCGGAGUGGGAAAGCAUACCGGAUAUUGGUGAUUACUCGUUAAGAAAUAAAAAGAAGAGAUUUGAGAGCUUUGUGCCUGUACCUGAUACCCUUCUUGAAAAAGCUAGGCAAGAACAGGAGCAUGUUACUGCUUUAGAUCCAAAAAGUAGAGCUGCUGGUGGGACUGAGACGCCAUGGUCUCAGACCCCUGUUACUGACUUGACUGCUGUUGGUGAAGGGAGAGGUACUGUUUUGUCAUUGAAGUUAGAUAGGUUAUCAGAUUCUGUUUCGGGGUUGACUGUGGUGGAUCCUAAAGGAUAUUUGACUGAUUUGAAGAGUAUGAAGAUUACUAGCGAUGCUGAGAUUUCUGAUAUUAAGAAGGCUAGGUUGUUGUUAAAGAGUGUUAUUCAGACUAACCCAAAACAUCCACCUGGGUGGAUUGCUGCUGCUAGGUUGGAAGAGGUGGCUGGGAAGAUUCAGGCAGCUAGGCAGUUGAUUCAAAGAGGUUGUGACGAAUGUCCUAAAAAUGAAGAUGUUUGGUUAGAGGCAUGUAGGUUGGCUAGUCCUGACGAUGCUAAAGCAGUUAUAGCUAAGGGAGUGAAGAGUAUACCCAAUUCUGUUAAGUUGUGGUUGCAGGCUGCAAAACUGGAACAUGAUGAUGCGAAUAAAAGUAGGGUGUUGAGGAAGGGUUUAGAGCAUAUUCCUGAUUCAGUUAGGUUAUGGAAAGCUGUUGUGGAGUUGUCUAAUGAGGAGAAUGCCAGAACCUUACUUCAUAGAGCGGUGGAGUGUUGUCCUUUACAUGUUGAAUUGUGGUUAGCAUUGGCAAGAUUGGAGACAUAUGACAAUUCUAAGAAGGUACUGAACAGGGCCAGGGAGAAGUUACCAAAGGAGCCGGCUAUAUGGAUAACUGCUGCCAAGUUGGAGGAGGCAAAUGGUAAUACAUCAAUGGUUGGAAAGAUUAUUGAGAGAGGUAUUAGGGCUUUACAGAGAGAAGGGUUAGCGAUUGAUAGGGAGGCAUGGAUGAAGGAGGCUGAGGCAGCGGAAAGGGCAGGUUCUGUGGUGACUUGUCAAGCAAUUAUUAAGAACACGAUUGGGAUUGGAGUGGAGGAAGAGGAUAGGAAGAGAACGUGGGUGGCUGAUGCAGAGGAGUGUAAGAAGAGGGGGUCUAUUGAGACUGCUAGAGCUAUAUAUGCUCAUGCGCUAACUGUGUUUUUGACGAAGAAGAGUAUUUGGCUUAAGGCAGCACAACUUGAGAAGAGCCAUGGGACCAGGGAGUCUCUUGAUGCUUUGCUGCGCAAGGCAGUUACUUAUAGGCCACAAGCCGAGGUUCUAUGGCUUAUGGGUGCUAAAGAGAAGUGGCUUGCUGGUGAUGUGCCUGCUGCUAGGGCUAUUCUUCAAGAAGCUUAUGCAGCUAUACCAAACUCUGAGGAGAUUUGGCUUGCUGCAUUUAAGCUUGAAUUUGAAAAUCACGAGCCUGAAAGAGCUAGAAUGCUGCUUGCUAAGGCAAGAGAAAGAGGUGGUACUGAAAGAGUGUGGAUGAAGUCUGCCAUUGUUGAGAGGGAACUUGGGAAUACUGAGGAGGAGAGGAGAUUGCUGGAUGAAGGUUUGAAGCGAUUCCCGUCAUUCUUCAAAUUGUGGUUGAUGCUUGGGCAGCUUGAAGAACGGCUUGGUCAGUUUGAAAAGGCUAAGGAAGUGUAUGAAUCAGGUUUGAAGCACUGCCCAAGUUGUAUACCUCUUUGGCUUUCUCUUGCCAAUCUUGAAGAGAAAAUGAAUGGGCUGAGCAAAGCUCGCGCGGUACUCACCAUGGCAAGGAAGAAGAAUCCUCAAAACCCUGAACUAUGGCUUGCUGCUGUGCGUGCUGAAUCAAGGCAUGGAAAUAAGAAGGAAGCUGAUAUCUUGAUGGCAAAGGCUUUGCAGGAGUGUCCAAACAGUGGCAUUUUGUGGGCAGCAUCUAUCGAGAUGGUUCCACGUCCACAGCGCAAAAGCAAGAGUAUGGAUGCCCUCAAGAAAUGUGAUCACGAUCCUCAUGUUAUUGCUGCUGUGGCCAAGUUGUUCUGGCACGAUAGGAAGGUAGAUAAAGCCAGAACCUGGUUGAACAGAGCAGUUACUCUUGCUCCGGACACUGGGGAUUUCUGGGCAUUAUAUUACAAAUUUGAACUUCAGCAUGGCACUGAGGAAAACCAGAAGGAUGUGUUAAAGAGGUGUGUCGCGGCAGAACCAAAGCAUGGCGAGAAAUGGCAAGCCAUUUCAAAGGCUGUAGAUAAUGCCCACCAACAGACUGAAGCUAUCCUGAAGAAGGUGGUCCUUGCACUAGGAAAGGAAGAGAAUGCUGCUGAAAAUAAUACCCUAGUCGCAUCUAAGCCGUAGUGCCUGUCCUUAUUUGUUUGUUUAAUAGACUAUUUUGAUCUUUCCUAGUGUAACAGUUUACCUUCUUGCAAAGUUUGAGGAUACUGAAAAAGAAUUUAAUUUCUUAAUUUCCCUUCCUAAUUGUGGCUUUGGCUAGCCAAGCAGCCAAGUAGGACUAAGUGGUGCAGUUCUAUGUUAGGCUGUGCUUUUAGGAGAAAAAGCAGAAACAGUAGAGCCAUCAAGUUACUUACUUGCCUU